AUGACAUUCGCAGAGUUGUACACAUUGGGGUGCCAUACUCAAUGGACGAUUAUUGUCAAGAAGUGGGCAGAGCUGGAAGAGAUGGUCUACCUGCCGGGGCUGACAAAUAUUUCAACUCAUAGGACAUCUCCAAAUAAAGAACAAAUGACAGAUGUGAUGAGAAACUACGUUAAGUCAAAAGAAUGUAAAAGAAAAAUGAUUCGAAAUUAUUUUGAUCAUAAAGUUCCUUCCACCCAAGGACCAGCACAUAUGUGCUGUGAUUUUUUUGACGGUGCUCAGUGUGCUUGUGAUGACUGCCUAUUGGCAAGAACUGCAGAUGACAUGGACUGUGCAGAUACCAGGUGCCCUGAUCAACCAUGUGAUUCUUCAAGAGAUCAGUCAGAUAAUGAGCCAACUCCUUUGUUCAGUGAGAGUAUUCAAGCAGAAAUCAAGAAAGACCGUAUAAAUUACAGACUGAAAUUGCAAAGUGAAGUAGGCAGGAGUACAGUUGACAGUGUGGCCCUCUCAAGUGCAUUUUCUAUCACUCUUAUUGAUUUACUUCUGCAACACCUUCUCGAAUUGACAUCUGUUGAAAAAGGCGUGUCUAAAAUUAUCAUCGAUACUUCGUUUUUGUAG
Molecule: messenger RNA, 615 nt
Organism: Porites evermanni
Lineage: Eukaryota; Metazoa; Cnidaria; Anthozoa; Scleractinia; Poritidae
Source: the annotation of a GenBank genome assembly